AUGUUGAAACAUAUUUAUUUAAGAAUAAUGAAUGCACAGAAAUCGUUGAAGAAGAAAAACAUAAGUAGGCAUCCUAAUAACUACCACUAUAUAGAUAACAAUAAUAUGACGAAGGAAAAAUGGAUCCAAUUAAAAAAUUAUUACUCACCCCAUGAGAGUAACAGAACUACUGCAUUGGAUAGAAACGGGACAAUUGACAAAGUAAGUACCUGUGUUGUUGAUAGAUGCAUAUGUGAAAAGGACCAAGCAGAAGACUGUAUGAGGAAAGUAAAUAUUCAUAUGCGUAAAUGUGAACAGUAUAUAGAGGGGGGAAACAUAAAAGAAACAACGUUAUUGUUAAGACAAGUAAACGGGAGGAAUGGUUUGAUCAAGGAUAGAAGUUCCUGUAUGAAGGGGAAUAGAGAUGGAGGUGAAUUGAGGGACGAAUAUCAUGUUAAAGAUAAACAUGAACAUGAACGUAACAGAGCAUAUCAUCCCAAUAAUGGCCCUUUGCCGCUACAGCUCGGAGGGGAAAAGAAUACUCACCAUAAUAACCUUUUUUUAGAUAAAUUUGGUAUUAGCAGUAAAAGGGGUAAAAACGAAUUGAAGUGUGAAUUGAAGAACGAGUUGAACGACAAUUUAAUGCUCGUUUUAAACUAUUCGAGUCUGCAAGUUCUGCGGAGCUUGAAUAUGCGGUAUGCUUACGUAAACAACAAAGAGUAUUUUAUGUCCCUCUCAUUGAUAUGCAACCAGCUAGCUGUGAACAAAUUUAACGAUAAAGAGUUUUGGCUCAUUCUGAGUAAUAAAUUAACCAAGGUGUUAAAAAUAAAAAAUAUAAAUAAAAUUUUCUGCAUAAGGUGGCUAUCCCUCAUUUUAAAUUCUUUUGCUAGAGUACAUAUCCUUAAUAAAGACUUUAUGAAAGAGGCUUCAGCUGUAAUCAUGCAGUGUAGAUCGAAGGAUGAAAUGCACAGUUUUGAUAUAUCCCAAAUAGUAAAUUCCUUUUCCAAGUUAAACUAUAUUGACUACAAUUUAUUUGAAUUUCUUGAAAAAUUUAUAUAUGAUAAAAUAGACGAGUUGAGCUAUCAGUCUAUUAGUAAUAUAUGUAAUGCUUAUUGUAAAUUAGGAAAGAAUAAUGAAAUAUUAUUUUCCCAUUUAAGUAAAAGGGUUCAGACGAAUUUAGACAAAUUUAAUGAACAAGAGCUAGCGAAUAUUCUGAAUUCUUAUUCUAAAUUGAAUGAAAAGUAUGUUAAUCUAUUCAACAAAUCGUUACAACAUGUACUAGACAGGUUUUAUAAAUUCAAACCGGUCGAAAUAGUUAUGAUAACUAAUGCAUAUUCUAAGUGUAAUAUAUAUUGUAAAUCCUUUUUUUCCUCUCUAUAUUGUUAUAUUAAAAAUUACUCAGCUCUUUUUCAACCAGGUGAACUAGCCAUAAUAGCCAACUCUUAUGCAACGUUCAAUAUGAGGGAAGUGCACACAUUUGAAUUUAUUAAAAAGAGAAUAAUAAAUAAAGAAUAUUUGUUGGAAGACCGAAAUGUAGCUAUGCUUUUACAUGCAUAUGGGAAAUUGUUAAUUCGAGAUGAAGAUUUCAUAUUAAAUUUAUUAAAAAAAAAAAAAGAUGUUAUUAAGUCACUAGAUAGCAGAAAUUUAACUCUCUUUUAUGUUUCACUUGUAAAGUUAAAUAUACAUAUUCCUCCUGAUAUAUAUAAAAGUUUUAAAAUUAUGAUUUCGAAAAAUUUAUACUCCUUUACUGAUUUGGCAUUAGUAUCCAUAUGCUAUGCAUCCAUGUUUUAUAUGUAUUUUGACAUGAAACUCAUAAGCUCCAUACUUUUAUUACUAAAUAAAAGACAAGCUAGUAGUAGAUCUUUUGCUCACCAAAUACAUGUAUCACUAUUUGUUCUACACACACUAUACGAUUUUUGCAAAUUUUCAUUCAAAUUUAUUGAAUGUUUAUACCACCUUUUAAUUAGAGCUUAUCAUUAUGUCACUCAACCCAAUUAUUAUGACAUUAACAAGUCAGGUAUUCAGAAAAGAAUUUACCCAUUCAUUCCAAAAAAAUUUAUCAAUGUCCACACAGAAGUGCCAGUGGGUCCCUUCGUUGUCGAUUUUCUGCUGCUACGUAGGAUCGAUACGCAGCAGUCUGUCCGCCAGUUGAGUGAAACUGGGAAGGCGAAGGUGACACCUUAG
Messenger RNA from Plasmodium malariae, 2163 nucleotides. Its product is annotated as conserved Plasmodium protein, unknown function. NCBI's taxonomy places the organism in Eukaryota, Apicomplexa, Aconoidasida, Haemosporida, Plasmodiidae. The record is from RefSeq and is a predicted model, not a curated record. The coding region runs from base 1 to 2163 and encodes 720 amino acids. The transcript has a single exon.